UGGAGUCGGAUUUGGAAUGAUCUGGAAUCUGAAAAAUCUAUCGCGUCGCCAUGAUAUGCAUAUGCUUCUUGUGACAGUCGGUGAUGAUAUGAUAUGAUGUUCGUCGCGAUGCUUCCACCUUCCGAAAACAUUUGUCGACGGCGGUUAUGAGAGUCACGGAGCGUGCGAUGAGAUCCGCGGGAUCGUGCGGUCAGUGUCGCGUGAUGCGCGCGGAAGCCUAUUGCGUAUGGUGGCGUUAUCAGUGUAUAUACUUGUAUAUAGAUCCCUCAUUUUUUUCUCGCAAUGCGUACCUGAUUAAUUAGCACGCUUAAUCGCGCCAAUUGUUCGCACGCAUCGACGCACGAUGUCUGCUCUGCGGAGGAAAGCGGGCCGGAGAUCAAGAGAAGCGAGAACUGACAAUCUUGUAGGAGGAGACGUGACUAUUGACGACUUUGCCAAUACAUUACGGAUACGCGCUAGGUUCAAGAAAUCGAUUACAAAUGUCUCUAAUGAAGUGAAACAGGAAGCAACGAAAGAAGAGGAUAAACCUACGUGGGAUGAAAUGGAUGAAGAGUAUGAGUCAAAACAUAAUAUGAAAGGAAGGAGAAAUAGAAGAAGAAUGAAAUGUCAAAAAGAUAAUAAUAAUGAAGAAGAUGGAGGAAGUGACUAUCCAUUAGAUAUAUGGUUUAUUAUUUCGGAGUAUAUACAACCUGAAGCAAUAGGAAAGUUUGCAAGGAUUUGUAAAAGUUCUUACUAUGUAACGACUACUGGAAAAUUUUGGUUUCAUUUGUAUAAAACAUAUUACAAAUUCGUAUCAGAUUUACCAGAGUGCCUACAACCACAAUGUAUGAGGUUAUAUGGAUUAAGGGCUUAUGUUAUCAGGGCAUUACAUUACAGUUAUUUUAGAAUAUCGGAUAUGUCUUAUUUACGACAAGAAGAACCACAUUCUCUUGUGAAAAGAAAAUGCACUCUCAUGUGGCAUAAGCAAGGGAAAGUACGAUGGUAUUUCUAUUUUAAGUUGAAGGAGAUUUCCAAAACACGUAAUAGUUCAUUAAGGCAAAAUAAAUGUGAUACUAAAAAAGUCGAAUUCCUCCAAACAUUAGAAGACGUGGCUGUUAAUCCCGAAGACGGAUGCAAAGUGCUUCGGGUGAGUUGCUUCAAGUACAGUAUGUUACCACCGGUGAUCGGAUUAGUUCUGCAAACAGUAUCUAUGACCUUGAUGCCCGGCUUUAGAGAGCACCGACUUCAACUUGGCUUUGGAACGUCGGAUGUUCCUAGUACAUUAACAAAUCACAUAGUACUUCGUAAUGUUGUCGAUUACAGUAUCUUGAAUUGGUGGGAUCCUGCCUACCCUCAUCAGGACGUAGGUUACACGAUUGAAUUACCGCAAAGCGACUCGUGGGACUAGAAUUUAUUACAGAUUGUUCUUAUAUUUUGUGUAUUAUAUUUGGGAAAUAGAAGUCUCUAAAUUUUAUAAAACAAAUAUAUACCAACGUAUAACAGAUGCAAAA
Molecule: messenger RNA, 1490 nt
Organism: Monomorium pharaonis (pharaoh ant)
Lineage: Eukaryota; Metazoa; Arthropoda; Insecta; Hymenoptera; Formicidae
Gene: fsd
Product: transmembrane protein 183A
Exons: 7
Coding region: 344-1387 (347 amino acids)
Biological process (GO): regulation of protein stability
Cellular component (GO): SCF ubiquitin ligase complex
Source: RefSeq, a predicted model, not a curated record